Populus nigra (black poplar) is the source of this 1289-nucleotide messenger RNA. Its product is annotated as LOB domain-containing protein 38-like. Bases 221 to 937 code for a protein of 238 amino acids. Gene Ontology annotation, biological process: regulation of gene expression. The record is from RefSeq and is a predicted model, not a curated record. The transcript has 2 exons. Lineage: Eukaryota; Viridiplantae; Streptophyta; Magnoliopsida; Malpighiales; Salicaceae.
UCUUCAAUCUUCACCAUUAUAUAUACACCCUUCUUCAUCCUCUCGCAACCUUAAUUUCUCCCUUUUCUUCUCUAUUAUUCCUCCCCUUCUCGAUCCCAAAGACAAUCCUUUAAUUGCAUUCAAAGCUACUAACUAACUUGUGAGGUGUUUGAAGUUUUCGCAAUUAUAAUUUUGGUAUUGGGUUUAUGUACACCUACAUGAUUAAUAACCAAGAACAAGGAUGAGUUGCAACGGGUGUAGAGUACUUCGAAAGGGAUGCAGUGAGAACUGUAUUUUACGUCCGUGUUUACAGUGGAUUGAAAGCCCUGAAGCUCAAGGCCAUGCUACUGUUUUCGUUGCCAAGUUUUUUGGCCGUGCUGGUCUUAUGUCCUUCAUUUCUGCUGUCCCUGAAAACCAACGUCCUUCUUUGUUUCAAUCUUUGUUAUUCGAGGCUUGUGGUAGAACGGUGAAUCCAGUAAACGGUGCUGCGGGCCUUUUAUGGACUGGAAAUUGGCACGUCUGCCAAGCUGCAGUGGAAACAGUCCUGCGAGGAGGUACUUUACAGCCGAUGCCUGAGUUACUUACUGGCGGCGGAGGAUCUCCAUCUCCUUCAUCAGACGAAGCAUCGGAGGUUGAAGUAGCCUGUACGGACAUAUGGAAGCUACAGGAUCCGAAUCCAAAUCACCAUCCUAGAUUCUCGAUUUCGAGAUCUAGACUCUCCCCGAAAAGAAAAAGAACUAAAGAGCCGGUUGCAGUGAAGGUGCAGCAUAACGAUCUUGAUCUUGGGUUAACCCCAAGCUUUUCCCUAAAAGGGUUUCCUUAUAAGCAGGAAAUCCGUCGCCCGGGAACCCCUUCAAUGAAUUCGGCGGAGUCGGUGACUACAAAUACAGCUUGCUUUGAUAGUGCUGGAUUGGGAGAUGAAGGGGGAGAAACAAAGUUAUUGAACUUGUUUCUUUAGAUUUGUAGAGAGAGGGGGCGGGGUUGGGUGGGUAAGGUCUCUGUUCUGUUUAAUCUUGUGAAUCAUAAGUUCACUUGAUGGGAGAAGAGAACAGAAGAGAAGAUAUAAUUUGGUGUAAUCCCUACUUCUUCCUCUUCUGGGUUAGUUUUGAUGAAGGUUCCCUUUUUAUUUUCUUUUCCACGGAAUUGGAUUCCUGAGAGAUUUUGUAAAUUAUCGGCUGAGGAUUUUCUCUCUGUGAUUCAAGAGAAAAAAAUGAAUUUGCCGGUGAUCUGUUUUCUUUCUUUCUUUUGUGUCUACCAAUCAAUGACUGUACUGUGACUAUGAAUAAAACCAAUUUAGUAUUUUGUUUUUC